AUGUCAUACAGUGUCAAAGAUGAACAAGGACGAUUGACUAUGAGUUUCUAUGAUAAUUUUUAUGUCUCUGGUGGUUACGAAAUAGAAAUAGAAACACAAAAGGUUGACUAUAUUCCAACUGAUACAAUCACAAUUGUAGCAAAUGCAAAAAAUUAUCAACCAGAUGACACAUGUGAAUUACUAAUACUAGCACCGUUUAGUCCAGCAAAUGGUCUAGUUAUAUUUGACUGUGAUGGCCAAGUCUCACAACCAAUACAAUUUCAGACAGAAACUGGAAAAAAUUCAACAACUGUUGAAUUUAAAAUAUCAAAAGAUUGGAUACCAAAUUUCACAGUUCACGCUGAAUUAACAGGCUCAAUCCCAAGAGAAACAGAAGUGAUUAAUUCACCACAUCGUCCAGCAAUCGCUACUGGUUCAGUAACAUUAGAAGUAUCAAGAGAUAUUUAUAAGUUGAAUGUUUUGAUUAACACAAAAGAAACUAAUAAAACAUAUACACCAUCAUCAAUUAUUCAUAUAGAUGUCGACGUUACACAACAUGUAGAUAACUCGCAUGUGGACAAUGCAGAAAGGACGAGUGGCAUUAAGGCAUGUUUUCGGCCCAAAAAACUACGACCUAAGACACACAUAUUCGAAAUCAGCAUCAAAUUCUGA
Messenger RNA from Rotaria sp. Silwood2, 651 nucleotides. The record is from the annotation of a GenBank genome assembly. Lineage: Eukaryota; Metazoa; Rotifera; Eurotatoria; Philodinida; Philodinidae.